Molecule: messenger RNA, 1926 nt
Organism: Caenorhabditis briggsae
Lineage: Eukaryota; Metazoa; Nematoda; Chromadorea; Rhabditida; Rhabditidae
Exons: 5
Coding region: 1-1926 (641 amino acids)
Cellular component (GO): cytoplasm
Molecular function (GO): protein kinase binding
Source: RefSeq, a predicted model, not a curated record
AUGAGCGAAGGUGAGAAACUCGAAUCAGAACGGCGAGAGGAGGGUGAAGAGGAGGACAAGGAGAAUCUAGACGAUUCGCGAGCCAACAGCUCGCUGACCAACUCGACGUUUCUAGCAUCGGGAAGAAUACAAAACGAAAAAGCAGAAGUCACUUCAGAAGGCGUUCUGGACUUGACGAAUCUCUCGCUGACGAACUUGGAGCGAAACUUCCACGUGGAAUAUGCGAAAGUGAAGAAUCUGGCGAUCAGCGGGAAUAAUUUACAGAAGUUCACCUAUAUGAAGUUGUUCCCGAAGUGUGAAAUUCUCGACGCCCAAGAUUGUCAAAUCAACAAGUUUAUCGCUGAUUUUAACUAUAAUUUACUAGAACUAUAUUUGUCACGAAAUCAACUAAAAGAAACGAAUCAAUUAGGAAGGUUCGAGAAUUUGAAAAUUCUCGAUUUAUCAUCGAAUUUAAUCGAGGAUCCAGUGGUUUUUACGCUGAAAACGCUGGAAAUUCUGAAUCUAAGCUCCAAUUAUUUGACUGAAAUCCCGGAUUUGAGUAAAUGCGUAUCGUUGAGGUCGCUGAAUUUGGCGGAGAAUAAAAUUGCGGAUCUUACGGUAACAGGGAAGCUAAUUGGAUUUGAAAUCAAUAGAUUUUUCCAGAAAAUCUCAAAUUUAAUCAGCCCGACAAGCCUUCAAAAACUGGAUAUCUCCUCGAAUUCUAUCGACGAUCUUUCUCAGUUUUCAACGUUUUCGCAAUUCAAAAAAUUAGAUGACGUGGCAGUUGCUGAAAAUCCUUGCAUCGUUGAAGUCGUCGAAUCCGACAAAUUCGAAUAUCGGUCCUAUAUCGUUGCCUGCUGCUCGGAGGCUUUGACAUCUAUUGACCAUGAAAAAAUCCAAGAUCACAUUCAAACAGAAGGCGAGUGGCUUACGCUUCAAGGCGGAAUCAAGAAGAUCGGUCCGGGUAGCCACGUGGCACUGUGCGAACAAAUCGCAUCGCACUUCCCGAAAGCCGAGAAUGGACCUCCGACGCCGGCGCAGAAGUCGUGUCACAAAGCACUGGAGAAGAGGAGGUCGAUGGCUGUGGAACCUUCUGGGGAUUCAUCGGUUCGAAGCGAGGACACUGUGAACUCGGUCUACUCACCGUUCCGCGAGUGGAAUGGGAAGAUCGGGAAGAAUUUGAAUUUGAGGAGGACGCCUGGAAGUGUGGGGAAGAAUAAUUUGCGGAUGUGCUCACCGCCAGAAGCCAGGAAGAAUCGAUCGUUUACAUUUCAAAAUUCUGCCAACCAACUGGAGUCCUUCAUCGCCACGCCUUCACCUACCCAACGUCUUCAAGAAUCCACACGAACCACUUCAACAGAAACCGUCAUCUGUUCGGCUAGAACGGAGCUCAGUUUCACUGUGGACGGCCGAAGCGAAUCCACACCUCUUCCGAUUAUUGAAACGCCAACGAAACUGCCAGAACGUCAAUUGACUCCAAGUGUAGCUGAAGUGUCUUUCGCUUCUGACGAAACUGAGGAAUUAAAAAAUCGAGUGAGGGCUUUGGAGCAAAAAGUGACGGAGUUGAGCAAGCAAAAUGAGACACUGACGGCGAUCAACGAUGCGCUGGUGGACAUUCUGGAGACGUUCAAAACGGAGCAGGCGAAUAUGUGGAAAGCGAUUCGGAGUCAGAUUCCGACGCCACAGAAUAUGACGAAUUCAUUAGUCUGUGAAACUGAGGAAGGGCAUCAUGUACAUCAAGUGAAAUGGGACAUGCCUUUAGUCAAGGGAUAUCGAAUCUUCGUGGACGGUAGUUCGUGUGGAGAGGUUGUUGGGAAGAAUCAGUCGGCGAGGAUAACCGAUUUGACAGCAGAUGAGCCGCAUUUCGUGCAGAUUCAACCGAUUGGAAAUAACGGAGAGAGUGGGGAAAUAUCCAAGAAGCUUCAUAUCAAACCACCGCCCCAGUGA